AUGAACGAGGAAAAAGAGAAUUGCGGAGGAGAUAUGGAUGGGGAGGAGGAUAUUGAAGAUUCGUCAAGAAAGGAUAAUGAAGUGAAGAAUAGUGAGGUUUUAAGUGAAUCAGAGGAUAUAGAUGAAUGUAGUUCUUUAAAUGAAUUGGUUAAGUGCGAAAAAACGGAGAAAAAUGAGGAAAAAGAAGUAAAUAAUAAGGAAGAAAAUUUGGAAUAUGAUGAUAUAAAAAUACAUAAAAUAGAGGAGGAAACAUCAAAUAAUGUAUCAGAAAAUUCUAAGGAAUGUAUUAAUGAAGGAGAUAAGAAGUUUGUAGAAAAUUAUGUAAAAAAGGGAAUGUUGAAGACAUAUCCGAAUACUCUUGAUUCAUAUAUAAAUAUUAAUGAAGGAUUUGAAUUUGGGUUUAUUGUUUUUGUAGUCCAAGCAUUGGAGAGUAUUCUUUCAACAAAGGAGGGAAAAAAAAAUGGGCCUCUUAGGGAUUCUAUAUUUAAAACAUUAGAAUCACCAUCACCGAGUCUUAUAUUGGAGUCAUUAAAUUAUGCAUGUGAAAGUCGAGCUUCUCAAUGUAUUAUACCAGCUUUAGAUUGUUUAUCAAAACUAUUGUCAUAUUCUUUCUUUGUUGAUGUUUCAUCAACAGCAUUACCGUCAUCGAAGGGAUCGGAAGGUAUACGGGAGGCAGAAGCGUCUAGUCCGUCUAUUAUGGAACGUGUUAUUAAUAUUAUUUGUGGUUGUUUUCAAGGAGAUACUACAGAUGAACGUGUACAAUUGCAAACAGUAAAAGCAUUACUUUCUGCAGUAUUGAAUGAAGAUCCCAGGACAAUUAUUCAUCAAAAUCUUCUUUUAAAAGCGAUACGACAAACAUAUAAUAUAUUUUUACUUAAUAAAAAUAUUUCAAAUCAAAUGAUAAUACAGGGUAUUUUAACGCAAAUGAUUCAUACGAUUUUUGGAAGGAUCAAAUCAAGAUUUAUAGAGGCCUCGAAGAAUGAGGAUAAUAAUAUUUCAGAUGUUCCUCUUUCAAAUUCUUUUUCAGAAAAAAAAAAGAAAUCUGUUCAACUUGAUUUUCAAUCUAUUGAUUCAGAAACACAAGAUUUUCCAGCAGAGACGCUUGAUUUGGAUAUACUUGAUGAAAAGUUAUCUAAUUUUGAAAUUAUUUCUGCAUCUGAAAAAAAUAUUUUGGAAUCAUUUGAAAAUUCUAAAUUACCCAAAAAUACCAGUGAUUCUGAUCCAGAGUUUAAAAAACAUGACGAAAAUCAAUUAUUUAUAAGGGAUGCUUUUAUUCUUUUUCGAGUUCUAUGUAAAUUAUCUAUAAAACAGUUAUCAUAUGACAAUACUAAUGAUCUAAAAUCUCAUUCUAUGAGAUCAAAACUUCUUUCAUUACAUUUAAUAUACUCCAUUUUAGAUAAUUAUAUGGAAGUAUUUACAUCUCAGCAUAUUAAAAUUUAUUUAUCUUCAUCAUCUAUUACGUUUGUUCAGGCUAUUAAAGAACAUUUAUGCCUUACAUUAACAAGAAAUUUUGUUAGUCCUGUUCAACAAGUAUUCAAUAUUAGCUGUGAAAUAUUCUGGAAGAUGAUUGGUUCUAUGAGAAUGCUGUUAAAGGUUGAAAUAGAAGUAUUUCUAAAAGAGAUUUUUCUUCCCAUAUUGGAGAUGCGAAAUUCAACCUAUCGACAAAAACAAAUAUUACUUGAGAUUUUACAAAGAAUAUCUAAUGAUCCUAAGCAUUGGAUAAUAUAUAUGAAAAGAAAGAUUAUGAAUAUUUUAUCUAAAGUAGCAACAUCGUCUUUACAAAUAAACCAGUAUCAACAACAUGCAGCAAAGGUAUCUCAUAGGUCAUCUAUUUCUUCACCUUCUUUACCUCUUUCUCCUUCAUUAUCUAUAUUACCGACAUCUGGGAAUUCAGAAAAUAAUCUAAUUGCAAUGGAAUAUAAUUUGAAAUUAAAUUCACUCAAAUGUAUAGUAUCUGUUUUACGAUCUCUUGUUUCUUGGUCUCAAGAAGGACUUAAAACUGCUACUACUGAAUUCAAAGAAUUGCGACUCAAUGAAAACCAAAAUAACCUUAACGAAUAUGGACGUGAUUCCAGAAGACCUUCGUUUGCUUUUGGAUCUAUUCCUGCAGAUAUAAUUGAUUAUUCUAAUAAUAUGACGAAUAAUAUUUCAGAUGAUCCUGAGAUAUUUGAGGCUUUGAAACAUAGGAAAAAUACGCUUUCUGAAUGUAUUAAGAAAUUUAACUUUAAACCUCAAAAGGGAAUUGAAGCUUUGUAUCAGCAUAAAUUCAUCAAAUCAUUAUCUCCUAAUGAUAUUGCUGCUUUUUUAUAUGAAGCUGAGGGCCUAAAUAAGACGAAUCUAGGAGAAUAUCUUGGGGAAGGAAAUGUUGAAAAUAUUUCAAUAAUGCAUUCAUUUGUUGAUCAUAUAGAUUUUUCUCAAAUGUCAUUUGUAGAUGCAUUAAGAAGAUUUCUUCAGUUUUUUAGGCUUCCAGGGGAAGCUCAAAAGAUAGAUCGCUAUAUGCUUAAAUUUGCAGAACGUUAUGUUAAUUGUAAUCCAGAAGCCUUUACGAAUGCAGAUACUGCAUAUUUUUUAGCAUAUUCUGUUAUAAUUUUAAAUACUGAUCUACAUAAUCCUCAUAUUAAAAAACGUAUGACUUUAAGUGAUUUUAUAAAAAAUACUAGUAAAUUGAAUGAUGGAGAACAACUUUCCGAAAACUAUUUAACUGAAAUAUAUGAGGAAAUAUCAAACAAUGAGAUUGUACUUAAAGAUGAACAAAAUGCAGCUCUUAUAUCUGGACUAGCUCAUUCAUCCCAUGGUCUAAUGGCAAAUAUUAACAAUGUUUUGGCAAUAAUUGGUAGGAAUAUUCAGCGUGAAACCUAUAUGACUACUUCGGAGGAAAUGGCUAAUAAGACUGAGAUGCUUUUUAAAAACAUUCUCAAAGUUCAGAAAAAAGGGAUUUUUAAACCAAUAUCUGUUUAUUAUAGCGCUUCGCAUUUUGAACAUGUGGGGCCUAUGUUUGAAAUUGCAUGGAUUCCAAUUUUGGCCAGUAUAUCCGAUCUUUUGCAAUCACAUGAUGAUUCUACUAUUGUAUCAUUAUGUCUUGAGGCAUUUAAGCUUUCUAUACAGAUUUCAUGUCUAUUUGAUCUAAAAUUUUCAAAGAAUGCAUUUAUUUCUACUUUGACAAAAUUUACAUAUCUUGGAAAUUUGAAUGAAAUGAAAAUAAAAAAUGUAAAUUGUAUUAAGACUGUUUUAGAGAUAGCGCUUUCGGAAGGGAAUAGUUUAAAUGAAUCUUGGAAGGACAUAUUGACAUGCGUUAGUCAAUUAGAAAGAUUUCAAUUGAUAAAUUCUGGUGUUGAUGAACUUUUUGUCCCAGAUUUUACAUUUAAUAAAAUGAAGGCCAGACAAAUUUCCCCAACUGGUUCUCAAAAAAAUCAAGUAUCACAAUUAGGUCGCUCAAGUUUACGUUUAAAAUCAAAUUCUCAAGUUACAUACAAUAAAGUAGUUGCUGAAGAAGUUGGAUCAAGAGAAGUUACUCUCCUUGUAGAUAAAAUAUUUACCCAAAGUGCGCAUUUAUCAGGGGAUGCUAUUAUAGAUUUUGUUCGUGCAUUAAGUGAAGUUUCUUGGGAAGAAAUACAGUCAUCUGGUUCUAGUGAAAAUCCUAGGAUGUUUAGUCUGCAAAAAUUGGUUGAAAUAUCAUAUUAUAAUAUGGGUAGAAUUCGUAUGGAAUGGUCAAAUUUAUGGAUUAUUUUGGGUGAUCAUUUUAAUAAAGUUGGAUGUCUUCAGAAUAUUGUUAUAGUUUUUUUUGCUUUAGAUUCUUUACGUCAAUUAGCAAUGAGAUUUUUUGAUAUGAAAGAACUUUCUUAUUUUAAAUUUCAGAAGGAUUUUUUAAAACCUUUUCAAUAUAUAUUAAUGAAUAAUCCUAUUGAAAAAGUUAAAGAAAUGGUUUUAAUAUGUCUACAACAAAUGAUACAGGCUCGUGCAAGUGAUAUUCGUUCUGGUUGGAGAACAAUGUUCAAUGUGUUUCAGUUUGCUGUACGAGAAGAAUAUGGAAAUAUUGUUAAUUUUUCAUUUGAUAUAGUCAGACAAAUAUAUAAAGAAAAUCUCGAUAUUAUUGUAUCUCAAAAUAGUUUUGCAGAUCUUGUUGUUUGUCUUACUGAGUUUUCAAAGAAUGAAAAAUACCAAGCAAUUAGCUUACAAUCAAUGAAACUUCUUAAAUCAAUUAACGACAGGAUUUUAGUUUUACAGGAAUCCUCAUCAACAGAUAAAAAUCAGGAAAAAAUCAUAGAUGAUGAUUCUUUGAUUAAAUAUUGGUUUCCUGUUUUGUUUAGCUUUUUCGAUAUUUUUGUGACAUGUGAAAACUUAGAAACUAGAUCUAGAGCGUUAAAUUGCUUAUUCGAUAUAUUAAUUUUAUAUGGUUCAAAUUAUACUCUAACAUUUUGGGAUACAGUAUGCAGGCAAAUACUCUUUCCCAUAUUUGCUAUUCUUAGAUCUCAAUAUGAAGCAUUCAAACUCAACACUCCGGAACAUUUGAUUUCUUGGACUUCUAAUAUAAUUAUUCAAGCUCUUUCAAAUAUGAUAGAAUUAUUAAAUAAAUAUUUUCAUGUUCUUGAGCAAAUGUUAGACGGAAUUCUUGAACUUUUGGUUACUUAUAUAUCUCAAGAAAAUGAUAUACUAGCAAAAGCUAGUAUAAAUUGUCUUCAACACUUAAUUUUACAAAAAGCAGAUGAUUUAAAAGAUGACCAUUGGCAUCUAAUUAUCAAUACUUUUGAAAUAUUAUUUGAAUCUACUACAGCAUAUCAGCUUUUCGAAUGUGUACCAGUUAAUAAAGUAGAAAAUACAAAUAAUAUUGAAACUGAUUUUAAUAAAACUGAGUUGUAUAUGGAAAAUCAGAAAUUUAGUAAUGUUUCGUUAACCGAUCUUCUUUCAAAUAAACUGCAAACACCAGAAACAUAUGGCGAGGAUCAUAUGACUGAAUCUUAUUCAUUAUUUAUCUCUCAAAGGAAAAAAUUUAAAAGUUUGAUACUAAAAUGUGUCCUUCAAUUAUUGUUAAUUGAUUUACUCGGUGAACUUCUUAGAAAUGACAAUAUAUAUUCUAAAAUUCCUUUAAAGGACUUUUUGCGUAUAAUGGAUAUAUUAGAAAAUAGUUGGAAUUUUGCACGACAAUUUAAUAGUGAUAAACAGUUAAGGAUAAAUUUAUGGAAACAUGGAUUUAUGAAAAAUUUACCUAAUUUAUUACGACAAGAAACCAAUAGUGCAUCAAUUUGUUGUAUAAAUCUUUUUAAAAUAUUUUUUAAUUGCCCGGACAAAUUUUUUGAUAAAGAUAGUAUUGCGAAGAGACUCAUUAUGAUCUUUAAAGAAAUUAUUUCAGUAUACUGUUCUCUAGACAUUGAAUCGCAAUUGCGAAAUAUUCAAUUAUGGAAACCUAUUAUUAUAGAGAAUUUAAAUAGUUUUAUAAAAUUUGAAGAUACCGAUUUUAUAAAAUAUCUUAAGGACUUUUAUCAAUUUGGACUUGAUAUCCUUGGAAAAGAUGGAAUUGAUGGUGAAAUGCGAAUUGCUCUUGAAGCCUUAUUUAAAAGAAUUGGUAAUGUUCUUAUUGAAACUAAGGAGCUUAAAUAG
This is a messenger RNA of Pneumocystis carinii B80, 5595 nucleotides long. RefSeq lists its product as hypothetical. Lineage: Eukaryota; Fungi; Ascomycota; Pneumocystomycetes; Pneumocystales; Pneumocystaceae. Gene Ontology annotation, biological process: regulation of ARF protein signal transduction. The coding region runs from base 1 to 5595 and encodes 1864 amino acids. The transcript is spliced from 21 exons. The record is from RefSeq and is a predicted model, not a curated record. Gene Ontology annotation, molecular function: guanyl-nucleotide exchange factor activity.